AGAGUUUUCCUCGUUCAUAUCAGACGAACCAAAUUGUAUACCUAGGUACAUCAAGAAUACCUCGACAUCUGGAGAUCAGCUUUGAAAGGACUUCCUAGUUCAACAAGGGUCUUUCUUAUCUGUGCGACCUUGGGUCUUAUCGAUCACACACCAUCACACACAUAGCUUCCUUCCUUGUUAUAUUUGCGCUACUAGCUUCCACCUAUGCGGUCACCUCGCAUAGCUUCUGUAGCGGGGAGCUUGAUUAGGCGCCUACUAGGUAGGUACAAGGUUGUCUUCAAAUUGACUUGACCUAACAAAUUCAUACACUUGAUACUCCUAAUACUCCUAUUCCUGUUCCUGUUCCUGUUAUUCUUACUAUUCCUAACUCCUACAACCAUCUCAAAAUACUCAUUUUCCUCUAACUUAGGCAAAUCAGUCAAGAAGAUGGCCCCCGCUACUGAUAACUCCGCGAACUCUCUUGAGUCUGGUACUGCCGCAGGAGUACCGGACGAUGGCACUGGUGUUGUCCAGUUAGAUCCUUGGUUGCAACCGUUCGAGGGCGCCCUGAAGAGAAGAUACGCAAAAGCUCAAGACUGGAUAAAAACGAUUGACGAAACUGAGGGUGGACUUGAGAAGUUUUCUAAGGGGAUAGAGAAAUUCGGUCUCAACGUUGACAAGAACAACAACAUCUUGUACCGAGAAUGGGCUCCAAGUGCCAUCGAGGCUUUCCUAAUCGGAGACUUCAAUGGCUGGAAUAGGGGCUCUCAUCCUAUGAAGAAGGAUGCAUUUGGAGUGUGGGAAAUCACCGUGCCCGCGAAAGACGGACAACCAGCUAUCCCACAUAAUUCUAAGAUCAAGAUCUCUAUGACCUCGGCAUCUCAUGAGCGUAUCGACCGCUUACCAGCCUGGAUUAAGUACGUGACUCAAGAUCUAAGCGUCUCGCCGGCCUACGACGCCCGCUUCUGGAAUCCUCCCGCUUCUGAAAAGUAUGUGUUCAAAAAUGCUCGGCCCAAGAAGCCACUGAGUGCCCGCGUGUACGAAGCACACGUAGGAAUCUCCUCGCCGGAGCUGCGAGUCACAACAUACAAGGAGUUCACCAAGAGCAUGCUACCAAGGAUACAGAGCCUGGGAUACAAUACUAUCCAGCUCAUGGCUAUCAUGGAACAUGCUUACUAUGCUAGCUUCGGUUACCAAGUAAACAAUUUCUUUGCCGCAAGCAGUCGCUACGGCACACCGGAGGAUCUCAAGGAGCUAAUCGACACCGCCCACGGCUUGGGUCUGGUCGUGCUUCUUGACGUUGUUCACAGCCACGCCUCAAAGAACGUGCUUGAUGGCUUGAACGAAUUUGAUGGUUCAGAUCACCUUUACUUCCACGAAGGCGCAAAAGGUAGACACGAACUAUGGGACAGCAGGCUUUUCAACUACGGAAGCCAUGAAGUCAUGCGAUUCCUACUGAGCAACCUGAGAUUCUGGAUGGAUGAAUACAAGUUUGACGGCUUCCGCUUCGAUGGUGUGACAAGUAUGCUCUAUGUUCACCACGGCAUUGGAACAGGAUUUUCUGGUGGAUACCAUGAGUACUUUGGUGCACAAGUCGAUGAAGAAGCUGUAGCCUACCUCAUGGUCGCGAACGAACUGCUUCAUAAACUCUACCCCGAGGUCAUCACGGUUGCAGAAGAUGUUUCUGGUAUGCCUGCCCUCUGCCUCCCAUUAUCACUUGGUGGUGUUGGGUUCGACUAUCGAUUGGCUAUGGCUAUCCCUGAUAUGUGGAUUAAGCUCCUCAAGGAGAAGAAGGAUGAGGAUUGGGACAUGUCCAACAUCUGCUGGACUCUUACCAACAGACGCCACGGCGAGAAGACAAUUGCCUACUGCGAAAGUCACGAUCAAGCUCUCGUGGGCGAUAAGACACUUCUUAUGCACCUCUGCGAUGCUGAAUUGUACACCAACAUGUCGACACUCACCACCUUAACACCCGUCAUCUCGCGGGGUAUGGCAUUACACAAGAUGAUCAGACUACUAACACACGGUCUCGGCGGCGAGGGGUACCUCAACUUCGAAGGUAACGAAUUUGGACACCCUGAAUGGCUCGAUUUCCCUCGAGAAGGAAACCAAAACUCGUUCUGGUACGCGCGGCGGCAGCUGAACCUUACUGAGGAUCCCCUGCUACGGUACAAGGACCUGAACGAGUUCGACCGCCAGAUGAACAAGACAGAAGCUCAGUUUGGGUGGCUUCACGCGCCACAGGCAUACAUCAGCCUCAAGAAUGAAAGCGACAAGAUCAUCGUGUUUGAGCGCGGUGGAUGCGUCUUCAUCUUCAACUUCCACCCCACUCAGAGCUUUGCCGACUACAGAAUCGGGGUCGAUGUACCCGGGACGUACAAGAUCGUACUCGAUUCUGAUACGAAGGAGGUUGGUGGCUUCGCAAGGCUCGACCCGAGCACCAAGUUCUUCACCACACCUAUGGAGUGGAAUGGUAGAAAGAACUGGACGCACAUUUACAUACCUUGCCGCACAGCUAUUGUUCUUGCGCUAGAGAAAGCUUAAACGGGUGGAUAGCUACCCAAAUAACAGGGGAUGAUUGUAGAAAAGGAGGAUGCGGUUUGUGAUAUCUAUGGUGACUCGUGGGUGUUUGAAAAGUAUAUCCUCAAAAAGCAGGAGUCUUGGUAAAGAACGAGAAGGGUCAUGAUGUUUUGUUUGGCGGGGAUAUGGAGGAAACGGCAACAUAUUCGGGGGCAGUGGUUGAUUGGUUGAUGGCGGUGGUGACGGUUUUUAUAUUCUCAAAAAAUGUUCGCUUGUCAUAUUUUAUUUACGUGGGUCAUGAGUAUCCUAGGUAGAAUUGGCCUGGGGGCUUGGUAUAUCUAGGUAAUAUGAUUCAAAGAUACCUACCUA
Molecule: messenger RNA, 2868 nt
Organism: Hypoxylon fragiforme
Lineage: Eukaryota; Fungi; Ascomycota; Sordariomycetes; Xylariales; Hypoxylaceae
Product: carbohydrate-binding module family 48
Exons: 8
Coding region: 427-2523 (698 amino acids)
Biological process (GO): glycogen biosynthetic process
Cellular component (GO): cytoplasm
Molecular function (GO): cation binding; 1,4-alpha-glucan branching enzyme activity; hydrolase activity, hydrolyzing O-glycosyl compounds
Source: RefSeq, a predicted model, not a curated record